GCAACAUCCUUCGUUCAUUCAGUUGCCGUUUUCCGUUACGAUCGGAUCGCUCGCCUCUUGGGCUCGGGGUCCAGACGUGUCUUGUUCGAUUGGAGGUGUUGUGCUACAGUGGCAGAGUGUGCAUCAGAGUGUGAUCAGAGCCUUAUCUAGUAUUAGCGUGUGAAGUCUCAUCUAAAGACACAGCGAAGGAGGAUCACCACAGGAAGUGAUCUUUGUUUAAAGCAUUGCCGUCAGUAUCCCGUACACCCGAUGACGAUGACGACUCAGUUCUGCUGGCUGAUCUUGCUGGCCCUAAGCACCGUGUCCUACCGCGCCGCUGGUGCGGCCCACCCUGCCACCGAAGUUACCAACCAAGAGAUCCGAGAUGCCAUCCUGUCGCUGGUCCACUCCUACAACACGCUCGACAACAAGCUGGAGCGCCACGAGCAACGUGAACGUGCCCAUGCCGAGCAGGUUAAGAAGAGCUUGAUCACGGUGCAGAAGAAUCUGCGCGCGUUGGAUCCGCUGCCGGGCAUGAUCAGUCGUUUGGAGGGACGCACUGGAGAGAUUGAGACCGCUCUGCUACAGCACGGUGACAAGAUUGCUACAUUCGCCCAGCAGCAAAAGGAGGUCGACGUGUCUCUGGCAGGCAUUCUGAAGGGACUGACGGAGAUGGCUCCACGGGAACCAAACGGAUCGGUACGAGACGAGGACGAUGAAAGUGUAGCAAGCAAGCUGGACGAGGUGGCAGCUACCGUACGGGAGCUGCGACGGGAGUUGGCCGAGCUGAAGAGCGAUCGUGAUGCCACGGAGGAUGUCAAUCGGCAAUUGCUGAAGGAGACGGAAAAACUGGUCAACUCUAAGCUUUCCUCGGCGGACGAGAUCAUCUCCAAGAUGGAAGAGAAGCUGUCUCAGUUCUACCUCACCAGUCCAGUCAUUGCAACGCAAAACGUGGAGUUUGAGGACAAGGUACUGCGCCGUCUGGAAGAUUUGAGCAACUCGAUGGCAUCGGACGGUCCGAGCAGUAAUUCGCUGAGCAAGGAUGCAUCAUCGCUGCCUGACAAGCAGUUCAUCCAAGGCCUCGUCAACGAAACCCUGGAAGCGAUCAACGAUAUGCGUCUGGAGGUGCUGACCGCAUCGGAUAAGAGCUUCACCAAGACGGCCACCCGCAUCAAGGAGAACAACGAGGUGCUGCAAUCAUCCGUGGACGACAUAUUGAAGACGCUGACAGAAGAGUUGACCACGGCGGAAGCGUUCCACAACACGGCCAAGGAUCAGUUUAACUCCAUGAACGAAACCAUGUCCCAUUUGUCGGUGUUCUUGUUGAAGGCUGGUGAGGACAUUCUGGAUGCCAAGCGCGGGAUGGACUUCGGUAUAAUGCAGAUCAUGCGUGAGGUUGGCGACGUGGUUAAGGCUAACUCGGGCAGUCUCAAUACGACCAUUUCGAAGCGUUUCGAUGCCAUCGAUGCUACGAUUCUGGACAAUCACAACGGUGCCCUCACGAACCUCAGCUCAAAGAUUGAGACAGAGAUCAGCCAGGUGUGGCGUCAGAUCGGUAUCAUGUACCAGGAGAUCUCGUCCAGCAAGCAAGCCUUGGAUCGUCUCCAGGAGCAAACGGAAACCUAUGUCAACGGUACACUCAACACAAUGGACAGUAUGGAGGGCAAGGUCUCCCUCAUUACCAACCGUAUGACGGAAGUGGACUCCAACCUGAACUACCUCCUGGGCCGACUCUCGAUGGUAACGCAGGAAUUCAACCAAAUCAAGCUCGGUCUCGGCAAAGCGCUGGAUGAGAUUAAGGGCAGCUUUGCGGAGGUAAGCAACCGUGUCCGAGGUCCAGGACCGCACCGAAUCUCGUCCGAAGAAGUGAUCGAUGAUUUGGGCAACGAAACUACAAAGUAAGCUGCUCCUGACUCGGCUCCAGUUCCAGGACGGCUGCGGAAGUAUUGUCUAGUACCAAAAGAAACACAAAAUCACACACAGCAGUAGUGCGUAGGAUUAAGUAGUGGAUGUGCGCGAAUGCGCGAAGCAGAUCGGUUAAUUGCCUUUCUCCAUUUUUUAUUUGCUGAAUUUACUUACUAGAUUUUAUAGAAAUAACGACUGUGCUGGUAUGCUUAAUGUUGAGAGGAAAUUAGAGUUGGUACAUAUAAGGCAAACUGGUAAAUCUCAAUCUAUUGCCAACGAUGAUGCACAAUAAAGCGUGGAAAUGCUGCAUUAGCUCAUAAUUGUA
Messenger RNA from Anopheles arabiensis, 2209 nucleotides. RefSeq lists its product as uncharacterized. The transcript has 5 exons. NCBI's taxonomy places the organism in Eukaryota, Metazoa, Arthropoda, Insecta, Diptera, Culicidae. Gene Ontology annotation, cellular component: plasma membrane. Bases 250 to 1881 code for a protein of 543 amino acids. The record is from RefSeq and is a predicted model, not a curated record.